AUGAAUGGCGUCAGGCGCUUUCUCGGUGCGGCGACCACCACAGUCCAGGAGCAGCCGCAGCCGCAGCCGCCACCGCCACUUGAUACCAAUGGCUUACCACCAUUAAAAUCUGGUCCGACGUGGCCCCCGCAGUCUCCGACGUCAACGAACGGAAUUAGCUCACCCUUCGGAAGCCCAAAGAUGACGACGGCGGGACUCUUUCUUAGAAAGGACAGGCAGAAACCGCCACCUCCCGUAGCGGACGAUGAUACUAUACUAAAAUCGUCGCUUCGUUCGUCAAACGUUUCGACUAGCUCGCUCAUUAAUUCCAACGGACAGUUAUCCGGUUCUCCGGUCGGGCCCUCACCACCGCGAGGCCCUCCCUCUCGAAUUGUUACCCGGAAGUCUGUGAAACCGUUGUCAAUGGAUUCGGAAUACAAGCGAUCAUCUAGUCGGCUCAACAAUCGAGACGAGUUGUUGCUCAGUUUGUUGGCCAGUGACGCUGUGGUGGACAGUCGGGAUUUUGAGAUCCUCAGUUUCGAAGAAGUCGACGAACUGAAGAAGGAACAUCAAGUCCUCAUGUCUCGACUCGGUGCCACGGAGAAAAAGCUCACUCUAGAAACGAAAAUUCGGGAUGCUGCAGUAUCCUUAUCCAAGGUCAAUCAAUCGAACAAGAAGAUGUCCAAGCAGACCGAGGAACAGCUCGAGUCCGCUAAUCGCCGCGUCGAUAUUGCGCAGAAGGAAUUAUGGCGGGUUUCGGAGCGAGUGAAUGAGAUAACUAGGCGCCUACUCGAGCACCGUGCAGGAGUUCUCAGCUAUUCUGUCCGUAGUAUGGAGAAAAAGAUGGCUCCUUCCUCUGUAAACGGUCACAGCACUCCUCGAAAUCACCGCGAUUCUGGCUACGAGACCCCGAACAGAAGCGUCUCGCUCAGUCCAACAACGACAUCCAUUGCAGACUCUUCUUUCACCAAGUUUGAUGGUGCUCACUUUUUCGCAGGUCAUGCAGAUGCUAUCGUACCGACACGCCAACGUUCUCCGGAUUCUGCGACCCGAGAAAUCUUUUCCUUAGAGGAGAAGCUCAAGGCCGCGACUGAUUCACUGAAGGCCGCAGGACAAAAGCAGGCAGACAUGGCGAAAGAGCUGUCUCAUCUGAAAUUUGAGAAGGAGCAGGUCGAGAUGAUGAUGGACAUAGAAUUGCAGAACGCUCAGGACACCAUUGCCGCUUUAGAGCAGGAGAUGCCCAAGAUCGAAUCUCUGGAAAAUGAGUUUCAGGAUCUAUUGGAGGAGAAGAGGGAUUGGGAGCGCGAGCGGGAAGAACAAGACUUGCGGAUAGCUGCUCUGCAGGACGAAUUGAAGGCACUUGAGUCGUCCAAUGCUCAGGCUGCAGGAAAUGAGUCGGCAUUGGCACAAGCACGAGAGGCGUCGCAACAGUUGUUGGAGGACAAGGACGCCGAGUUGCGGCAAUUACAGGCAGAAUGGGAGCAUGAUCGAUUGGCUUGGGAUCAGGAGCGCGCGCGUUUAGAGGACGAGAAGUUGGAGGAUCUGACAAGACUACAAGACGAGAUGGACAGAGUACGGGAAGAAGAUGUCUCUCUAUUACAAAAGGCGACCGACAGCCUUGAGGAAGGGCAAGCUCUGAUCCAAGCGCUCGUUCACAAACAUUCUGUGCCGUUGUUCUCUCGCGAGUUGUCUUUGAGGGCUCUCCUGUCUUCGGUGGAUCUUUACCUUGAAAGAGUCGGGUCUAAACCAGAUUUAGAAAUGGAGUUGGAGGAAACGAGGAAGAAGCUUGAUGAUGAGGUGUCGAAGCGCGAAGCUCUUCUUCAAGAUCUCGAGGAGGCCCGGCGCGAACGAGAAGAUGCCAAGAAGGAGGCUCGAAUAAUUGCUCAGAAAAUGAAGGAGCAAUUAGAGUCAAAUAAUGGUCCAAUUCGCUCCCCGAUAACCCCAACAGCCACUUUCCCGACUGAACUUACAGGCGAUGCAGCCAAGAUUGUUGCCAUCCUCCAACCUCUCUGGACUAUGCUUCCCUCCCCCGAAGCCCGCGCUGCUAAAUUCAAUAUCCAACGACAGUUCCGGACUGGAUCACCGACAGCAUCAGCCCCUUCCAGUCCUAGUAGUCUAGGUCACAACAACUCCGCUAAAUCUCUUUCAGAUCUGGAUGUGCGAUCCCUCAAGGCCCUCUAUGAUAUACGUUCAGGCGCCAAUUCAUCACCUAACCCAGGUUCGUUCACAGUGGAGGCGUUUGCUGCCCGGGUACAAGCGCUGGUGUCGGACGAUAGGUCGCUCAUUGAACGCCUGCUUCGAUUCGCUCAGGCGCAUGAUCUGUUGAAAAAGAACGCCGACCGUGCUCAGAAGCUGGCGCAGGAGGGCAGUAUCGCUUUGGAGACCUAUCAAAAGCAGGUGCGGAUGUUGGAGGACAGGAAUAUGAGCAUGGCAUCCAGAUACGCUGGGCUGGAGGAUGAAAUGCACCGAUUACAAGACAGUGUGGAUAUGAUCACGUCACAGAAGCUGGAGAUUGAAAUGCAGGCGGCUGAGCAGGCUGAAACAUGCCGGCAACUUACCGAGGCCAACAACACGUUGAGCGCGCGAGCGUUGACCUUGGCGGAAGAAGCUGCAUCUGCUCCAGAAGCCAUCAGGAAACAGCUAGAGGCGCAACUUGCCGAGUCCCGUGUAGCAUUGAAGGCCGCACAGGAAGAACUUGAUACCAUGAUUUCGUCGGAGCAGAAUCAAAAGGCUGCAUUGUUGGAUGAGCUGAACACAAUGCAAACGGAGAAUGGUCAACUAAGAGCGCAGCUUCGGGCGGUGAAGAAAUGA
This is a messenger RNA of Desarmillaria tabescens, 2790 nucleotides long. Its product is annotated as Up-regulated during septation-domain-containing protein. Bases 1 to 2790 code for a protein of 929 amino acids. NCBI's taxonomy places the organism in Eukaryota, Fungi, Basidiomycota, Agaricomycetes, Agaricales, Physalacriaceae. The transcript is spliced from 4 exons. The record is from RefSeq and is a predicted model, not a curated record.